Messenger RNA from Purpureocillium lilacinum, 1479 nucleotides. RefSeq lists its product as uncharacterized. Gene Ontology annotation, molecular function: heme binding; oxidoreductase activity, acting on paired donors, with incorporation or reduction of molecular oxygen; steroid hydroxylase activity. The record is from RefSeq and is a predicted model, not a curated record. NCBI's taxonomy places the organism in Eukaryota, Fungi, Ascomycota, Sordariomycetes, Hypocreales, Ophiocordycipitaceae.
AUGAAUCCCUCGGCACCAAAAGAGUUGCCGUAUUGGAUUCCAUUUCUAGGUCAUGUUCGCUCCUUCUUCAAGGACUACAAUGAAGCCAUCGACGAGGGAAGAAAAUACUUCAACGACUCAAACAUGCCGUUUAGCGUCUCCAUCGCAGGGGCGCGCAUCUACAUCUGCUACGCCCCCGAGGACGUCGCCGGCCUGUACCGCAACACCACCACAAUCUCCUACGACAACGUCAUCAAGGACAUGUACCGGUGGAUCGGCGUCAGCGACGACGGCUUCGCCAAGAUGUUCACCAUCAACGAGUCCUCCAGGCACAACAUCGGCAUGGCGCACGCGCAGGCCCCCGGCAACAUGAUCAACGAGUAUCACCGCCGCCAGACCAAGCCAGGUCCCCUCUUCGAGGACCUUUUGCACGCCAGAACCAUUCCGGGAAUCGACCAAACGCUGCAGGACAUCGUAGAUGGACGCAGUGCAUCUGUAGUUGGACGAUCGGCUGAUGGCGCGGCUGUUUCGCUUCUUGGCCUGUGCACCGAUCUCUUCCUUCGGGGCACCACGACGGCUUUCCUCGGCCAGAAGAUCUGGGAGGUGAAUCCCACGCUACUGGACUCAUUUGCGCUCUGGGAGCGGACGAACUGGAAGUACAUGUUCCAGAUGCCUGAGAUCAUCAGCGGGGAUAUGGUUCAGGCCCGGGACGCCAUCAUUGGCACCUUUGUCAAGUACCUCGCUAUCCCGGCAUCAGAACGAAGCGACUGCAUCGACUUUGUCAAGUCGGUGGAAGCCAUGAUGCGGGACGUGGGGGUCGACGAGCGAGACAUGGCCAAAAUUUUCAUGCUGCAUUUCUGGGCUGUCCUGGGCAACAUAUACAAGGUCGCCUUCUGGGCCAUCGCGCAUAUGGCAUACGACCCGUCACUCCUCGACGCCAUUCGGGCGGAGGUCACGCCCGCAGUCAAGGACGGCCAGGUAGACGAAGCCUAUCUCGCCGAGAACUGCCCGCUGCUGGAGUCCCUCCUCAGCGAGGUUCUCCGCCUCACGGUCGCCACCGCUCUCGUCAGAGAUGUCGUUGCGCCCACGCACAUCCGCGGCAAGACGCUCCAACCGGGAAGCAAGAUACUUGUUCCCUACCGUCAACUCCACCAGAACCGCUCCGUCUGGGGCGACGAUCCCCUCACGCUCUCGCCCGCGCGCUUCGUCGCAGAGCCGAAGCUUACGUCCUCAAAGUCCUACCGCCCUUUCGGAGGCGGUCAUACCCUGUGCCCCGGCCGCUUCCUGGCCAAGCGCGCCAUGGGGUAUGCCAUUGCCGCGCUGGUCACCAAGUUCGAGCUGAGUCUCGACGUUGAGAUGACGCGCCGAGCGGUCGGAGGUAGUGGCAAGUCGGUCCGGUUCCCCCGGAUGGACUCGACCAAGCCAAGCCCAGGAGCAAGUCUACCCCACAGAGGCGAGGAUGUCUUCCUAUUGUUGAAGGAGAGGAGGACUGCAUGGUAG